UCCAACAGCGGAUCCAGCAGGUAACGUUACGGUUCCGCCUCUGCUGUCGGUCCAACCAACUCUGACAACAUGCCGCUCAGAAACAGACUCCUCACACCGCCGCAACUUUCUGUCUGACUGGAUGUGAGUGAUUAUCCGGACGGGUUUCCUCGACACAAACAGAGACGCCUCACACACGCUGAAACCUGACAUGUGGACGGGACUCACCUGAGGGGACUACACACAGGUUUAGAAGAAACCUCAACUUCAAUACAGGCUUUUUUUUGGGAGGGGAAUUACCCGGUAUUUUUUUUUUUAUUAAAAUGGAUGUGCCGCUGCGGACGAACUGUAUUUUCUUCCUGGCAUGUUUCUGUGGAUUAGGGUUUGGAAACCCCAACAGAUGCGAUGAAGUGCGCAAAGUUUUCCAACUCAGGCAAAUAGGACCAAAUCAAUUAUUGCCUUUAAGUCCCAGAAUAGGUUCAGACCUUCAGGUGUGCAUGUCCAGGAACCAGACCUGCUGCACCAAAAAGAUGGAGGAGAAGUACCAGGUGGCGGCCCGGAGAGACAUCCAGAACCUUCUUCAGACAUCCAGCUCCAGCCUCAAGUUUCUCAUCUCACGCAACGUGGCUGCUUUUCAAGAGACCUUUGAGGUUCUGAUGAGGCAGGCGGAGAAUUACACCAACGCUGUGCUCCAAGACUCGUACGGCAACAUGGCUGAUCAGGCCAUGGGCUCCGUGCGGGAACUCUUCACCGACAUCAGUCUCUUCCUGCUGGGAUCUGAGCUCAACGUUGAUGAACUGGUGCAGCGAUUCUUUGACGCCCUCUUCCCGCUGGUGUACAAUCACCUCAUCAACCCAGGCCUCAGCGACAUAUCUCCAGGCUACGCCGAGUGUGUGAGGACAUCAAGCCGUGACGUGAGACCGUUUGGUGGGACACCUGGCCUCCUGGCUGAUCAGAUAGCUCGCUCUGGGGUCUCUGGGAAACUUCUGCUUCAGGCUUUGCACCUCGGCAUCGAGGUCAUCAAUACCACAGACCACUUACAGCUGAGCCGUGAAUGCCGACGGGCCCUGCUCAAGAUGCACUACUGUCCUCACUGCCAGGGCUUAACCCAGUCCAAGCCCUGCAUGGGCUAUUGCCUCAACGUGAUGCGGGGCUGUUUGGCGAGCAUGGCUGAGAUUGACAACCACUGGAGGGAGUUUGUUCGCUCGCUGGAGGGCCUGUCAGCUCGGAUGCACGGACCUCAGGAUUUGGAGCAAGUACUUCUAGGAGUUCACACGCUGCUUCAUGAUGCUGUCGGACACGCUCAGAAGAACGGACCCCGCCUCUCAGCACAGGUGCACAAACUGUGUGGCCCACCGAGCAGGAGGCCUGCACAGUCAGACAGCAACCAGCACAGCAGCAACAGAGAAUUCAUCCCUUUUAAAGCUCCUGUCAGAGUGUCAGGGGAGUCGCUCGCUCUCAAGAGAAGGGACUUUCUGAACAGUCUGCGUUUCUACCGUACAUACUACGGCGGCCUGGCGGAUCAGCUGUGUGUGAGCGAGCUGGCCUCUGGUGAUGGGCACUCCUGCUGGAACGGAACCGACAUCGUAAAAAGCUAUACCCUCCGUGUGGUGGGCAAUGGGAUCAAGGCUCAGGCUGCCAACCCCGAAGUCAAAGUGAAAGGAGCAGAUCCUGUCAUAAAUCAAAUCAUAGACAAACUGAAACACAUCAAUCAGCUGCUGCAAGGAAAAUCCAUUCCUAAACUGGGGACAUUGGACCAGAUUGAAACAGGAAGUGGAGAUGCAGAGGGACGUUACAGUGGGGACUGUGAUGAUGAGGAUGGUUGUGGUGGUUCAGGUGGUGGCGAGGUUAAGAGGAAAGUCCAGAGAGUCACCAAAUUGAGUCCAGAUGUGACCAGUGAUCGCAAUCAUCAUCAUCAUCCUCAUCAUUAUUCACCUGCUGAGGCUUCUGAAAUAGGGGGCAGAUCCAGGAGUCUCGGAUUGACAGGAUCCAUCUCCCUCUUGAUAUUGCCUUGUUUACAUAUGCUCCUGGCCUUGUAACGGCUGCCUUUUUGCAGCAUGCAGCAACUUUCAAGACUUGAUUUCAAGCGUAUUUAUCAAGAAUUUAAAGGGCCAGUGGACUUAACGAGCUCCAGUAUGUAAUGGAGCACCACUUCCACACAGUGCAGGACACAGGGUAGUGAGUGAACACUAAUGACCGUGUGGAAAGUACAAGACACUGUGGCUUAUAUAAGAGAGCAUAUGCAUCAGCUUUGAGAAUUUUAAUUGAUGAUUAUUUUUUAUCAGUUACCCAGCAUUCAUUAACACUAAUAAUGACUUAUUUAUAAUAGCUAAUGUCAAAAAAUAACUACAGCAUAUUUUGUACAAAUUUGGUAUUAAUUUAAAUGUAUUUCUGCAUAUAAUAUAUAUGAUCUGUAGAUAUAAAUAAGCAGCAAUCUCACUGUAAUGCACACUGCACGCACAGUACAGGUUGUAUAUUUUGCACCCUUUUUUAAAAUAGGGCUCUACAUCUUCAGUGAAAAGAGUCAAGUAAUCUGAAAGGUUACUUUUGGUGUUGAAAUUUAAAUGAAAAAUACAACAGCUUCCACAGGUCUUGCAAUUGAAAUAUUUGUGCAACCCCUAAUUAAAAUGGCGCAUUCUUA
Molecule: messenger RNA, 2620 nt
Organism: Thunnus maccoyii (southern bluefin tuna)
Lineage: Eukaryota; Metazoa; Chordata; Actinopteri; Scombriformes; Scombridae
Gene: gpc5a
Product: glypican 5a
Exons: 9
Coding region: 303-2018 (571 amino acids)
Biological process (GO): positive regulation of canonical Wnt signaling pathway; cell migration; regulation of protein localization to membrane
Cellular component (GO): cell surface; plasma membrane; extracellular region
Source: RefSeq, a predicted model, not a curated record